AUGUCUGACGAAGACCUCGAGCAGAUUAGGCGCGCACGCCUCCAGCAGCUGCAACAGCAAGGCGGCGGCGGUGGAGGAGGAGGCGGGCAAGGCGGCGAAGGCUCAGAGCAAGAAUCGAAACAAGAGGCAGACCAACGUAACUCCAUCCUAGCUCAAAUCCUCACACCCGACGCCGCCGACCGUCUCGGCCGCAUCCGCCUCGUCAAAGAGUCCCGCGCAACCGAUAUCGAGAACCGGCUCAUCAUGCUCGCCCGCACAGGGCAGAUACGGCAGAAAGUGUCGGAGGAGCAGUUGAAGGAGAUUCUGGGUGCGGUCGCGGAACAGAAUGAGAAGGAAGAGAGCAAGAUUAUAGUGAAUAGGAGAGGAGGGGGCUGGGAUGACGAUGAUGAGCUGGAGGAGCUCAUGAAGGACGUGUAA
This is a messenger RNA of Cucurbitaria berberidis CBS 394.84, 417 nucleotides long. RefSeq names its product DNA-binding TFAR19-related protein. The coding region runs from base 1 to 417 and encodes 138 amino acids. Gene Ontology annotation, molecular function: DNA binding. Gene Ontology annotation, cellular component: cytosol; nucleus. NCBI's taxonomy places the organism in Eukaryota, Fungi, Ascomycota, Dothideomycetes, Pleosporales, Cucurbitariaceae. The record is from RefSeq and is a predicted model, not a curated record. The transcript is spliced from 3 exons.